AUGGUCAAACCGCAGACGCUUAGAGCCUCGGCAUCGAAGAGCUCUGUCGUGUGCGAAUGGGCUAUCGCCGUCCAAGUCUGUGUCAGCACGGCGGUAGUCCUAAUUGCCGGCUUGUCUUUGGGGGCCAUAAUGACCCUGAAAGAGAAGACCGAGCCUGCCAAGGGCAAGAAGGCAGCGGCUGCAAAGAAGGUCACCUUCGCCGCUGGACCCGAGGUUGAGGCUGGGUCUAGCACCAACGGCCCAGUCCCAAGCCCCAUCGGAGAUGUAAUCACGGUAUGCGCCAGCGGCCUGGAGACUGACAGCGGCACCCCCAUCUAG
Molecule: messenger RNA, 318 nt
Organism: Phialemonium atrogriseum
Lineage: Eukaryota; Fungi; Ascomycota; Sordariomycetes; Cephalothecales; Cephalothecaceae
Exons: 2
Coding region: 1-318 (105 amino acids)
Source: RefSeq, a predicted model, not a curated record